This is a messenger RNA of Solenopsis invicta (red fire ant), 2682 nucleotides long. RefSeq lists its product as uncharacterized. The record is from RefSeq and is a predicted model, not a curated record. NCBI's taxonomy places the organism in Eukaryota, Metazoa, Arthropoda, Insecta, Hymenoptera, Formicidae. Bases 1 to 2682 code for a protein of 893 amino acids. The transcript is spliced from 6 exons.
AUGUGCCACCACACUCGUUUUCCUCGGAAACAAGGUGGCGACCACUCGCUCCAGGAACUGUUGGUUGAGACUCUCGGUCACGGGAGCGCCCCCUGCUCUAAACUUGUUCCUGACAAGGUUGUAAGGGCUCUCCCAUGGAUCCUGGUCAUGGAUCAAAAUUUUGAAGAGAAAGAACUGCAUAGGCCUAUACUUGCAGUCAGAGAGUCAGUCAGUCAGUCUUGUGACAGUCUCACUUUGAUAGUGCCUAAAAUGGAACACUCAAUAAUCGAUUUGCUGCGAAUUACAUACCCCAUAAGAGCAAUUUUAAUGGUGCACAAUGAGAGCACUUAUACUGAGCAUAUAAGACAUGUAGUGUACCUUCAAUUGGCCCCAAAUUUUGUCACACCACAGAAAGUGUAUGCACGCUUGUCAACAUUAAGUGACGAUUGGAAGCGCUUCUGUCUAGAACAUAAGGCUAUUUUGAUAUCUAUUCAAGAGCUAAGUAACGAAGACAAGUUUUCUAUUAGAACUCAUUUAUAUUUUUCAACCGAUCUUUACACUUCAACACAUGAACGCUAUGUGAGCGUGGUUGAACGUUUGAAUACAUUACUUCAAAAUGAUCAGGGAAGCGCUCCAAGUACGUCAUCUUCACAGGUUGCAUCAUUCUCCACUUCCAGUUUACCGGUGUUCGUUCAUCAUGCAAGACUACCUCGAAUUGAUCUUCCUAAGUUUAACGGUACCCCUAACGACUGGUUACCAUUCAAGGAUUUAUUUAAUUCACUUGUUAUCAAUAAUCCAACAUUAUCUCCCGUAGAGAAACUCCAAUAUCUUAAGACCAGUUUAAUCGGCACCGCGUCGUCUUUAUUAAAGAAUAAAACUUUAACAGCAGAUAACUUUUUGAAGUCUUGGGAAUCAUUAAACGAAUUUUAUGAGAAUAAACGCUUAUUGGUCAAUGCAGCAUUACAAUCGUUGUUGUCUCUUAAACCUUUUUGGGAUGAUUUUUUGAUUUUCAUCAUAUUGCAACGCAUUGAUUCGGAGUCCGUGAAAACGUGGGAACAACAUUUGGGCUCCUCAAAGGAGAUUUCCACUUGGGCUCAGUUUAAUGAAUUUUUAGUCUCUCGUUUGCUAUCUUUGAAAGCCUUCGAGAAAUCUCGUACGGGUAAAGGUGAUUCGCAACCACUCCAGAGUACCGUUAAAGCCCAUUACCACGGAAAAGCAAAGGAGUCUGUUAGCGCUGAUACAAAAUCAUGUCCGCUUUGCAAAGAGAAACAUUACAUUAUGUCAUGCCCCAGUUACUCUAAUAAGUCUGUUCAACAACGUACUGCAAUUAUCAAGAAACACAAACUUUGCUUCAAUUGUCUUGGUUUCCAUUUGUCAUCGCAAUGCAAAAGUACUAAACGGUGUACCAAGUGUGCCGCUAAACAUCACAUUUCCAUUCAUCAAACGCCUCUUCAGAAAACUACUUUGAAACCUGCCGCAGGCGAAUCUGACACUACACUUAGUAAAAAUGAAUCACAAUUACUGCAUUCUUCUGUUGAUAAAACUAACGGGUCAAAUGUUUUACUAGCAACAGCCUUUGUUAACGUCUCUGGCUUAAGUGGAAGGAACGCCAAAACACGGGCACUCAUAGAUCCAGGAUCACGAAGAGUUGGUACUCAAAAAUCAACAAGUUCUAAAGGUCUCACAACAUUUACAUUGUCACCGCACUUUGAAUCUCUCUUCAGUCGAGUAGUGUCCGCUCAUAUCCUACCAAAGCUUACGACAUGUAUUCCGUCCGAGGACGUGGACCCAAGCUCUUGGACCCACUUGCACAAGCUCAAGAUGUCUGAUCCUGAAUAUUAUUGCCAAGGACCCAUUGAUAUAAUACUUGGAGCCAAUGUUUAUGGGCGCAUCCUUUUAAAUGGAGUUGUCAAAGGUUACGAGGAUUCUCCUAUUGCACAACAAACUCACUUGGGCUGGAUUGUUUCUGGACAAACAGAAAUAAUGAAUAUUCCCUCUAUUGUACCUGGAUAUCAUAUCUCACGUGAUCUCUAUAAUCUUCUACGCAAAUUUUGGACAUUGGAGGAAAUCCCGUUAAAUACAAAUUCGCAUCUUUCUUCAGAGGAACAAGAAUAUGAGGAUCAUUUUAUUACUACAUAUUCGAGAGAUGAUCAAAGUCGUUACAUAAUUAAGCUUUCUUUCAAAAAGUCCGUAGAUGUUCUUGGAGAUUCUUAUGCAAAGGCUUCAAAACUACUCGCAAAGCUGAUGUAUCGAUUAAAUCAGAACACGGAGUAUUCUCAAGCUUACUCGGCCUUUAUCUCUGAAUAUGAGAAACUUCAACACAUGCAACUCGUCUAUGAGGAUCUAGCAUCACCUCCAUAUACCUACUAUCUUUCACAUCACGGAAUCUGGAAAGAACAAAGUCUCACGACAAAAUUACGAGUCGUGUUUAAUGGAUCCAGUCCCACAACAACAGGAUAUUCAUUGAAUGACAUACUUCACACGGGAUCUAAAUUACAAAACGACUUAUUUGAUGUCUUGAUUUGGUUUCGAUUAUUUCGUUACGUCUUUUCUACUGACGUAGAGAAAAUGUUCCGGCAAAUAAAGGUUCACUCCAAACAUUGGCCGUACCAGCGAAUACUGUGGAAGGAUGAUAAAAUUCGCACAUAUGAAUUAACCACGGUGACCUACGGGUUCGCUUGUGCACCUUACCUCUCGUUAUGA